Molecule: messenger RNA, 1848 nt
Organism: Urocitellus parryii (Arctic ground squirrel)
Lineage: Eukaryota; Metazoa; Chordata; Mammalia; Rodentia; Sciuridae
Source: RefSeq, a predicted model, not a curated record
GUAAAGAUGGCCUUGCAACAGGAAGGAUUUGACCGAAAAAAGCGAGGAUACAGAGACAUCAACGAUAUUGACAUCAACAUGAAUGAUCCUCUUUUUACAAAGCAGUGGUAUCUGAUCAACACUGGGCAAGCAGAUGGUACACCAGGGCUUGAUCUGAAUGUGGCAGAAGCCUGGGAGCUGGGAUACACUGGGAAAGGUGUGACCAUUGGAAUUAUGGAUGAUGGAAUUGACUACCUCCACCCAGACCUGGCCUCCAACUAUAAUGCCGAAGCAAGUUACGACUUCAGCAGCAAUGACCCCUAUCCUUACCCUCGCUACACAGACGACUGGUUCAACAGCCAYGGAACCCGAUGUGCAGGAGAAGUCUCAGCAGCAGCCAACAACAAUAUUUGUGGGGUUGGUGUAGCCUACAACUCCAAGGUUGCAGGUAUACGGAUGUUGGACCAGCCAUUUAUGACGGACAUCAUCGAGGCCUCCUCCAUCAGCCACAUGCCACAGCUGAUUGACAUCUACAGCGCCAGCUGGGGCCCCACAGACAAUGGGAAGACGGUGGAUGGGCCCCGAGAACUCACGCUUCAGGCCAUGGCGGAUGGUGUGAACAAGGGUCGCGGGGGCAAAGGCAGCAUCUACGUGUGGGCCUCYGGGGACGGCGGCAGUUAUGAUGACUGCAAUUGUGACGGCUACGCGUCAAGCAUGUGGACCAUCUCCAUCAACUCGGCCAUCAAUGACGGCAGGACAGCCCUGUACGACGAGAGCUGCUCCUCCACCUUGGCAUCCACCUUCAGCAACGGCAGGAAGAGGAACCCUGAGGCCGGUGUGGCCACCACAGAUUUGUAUGGCAACUGCACACUGAGGCAUUCUGGGACAUCUGCGGCUGCUCCAGAAGCAGCGGGUGUGUUCGCCCUGGCUUUAGAGGCUAACCUGGGCCUGACCUGGCGAGACAUGCAGCAUCUGACCGUGCUCACCUCCAAACGGAACCAGCUUCACGACGAGGUCCAUCAGUGGCGGCGAAACGGGGUCGGCCUGGAGUUUAAUCACCUCUUUGGCUACGGGGUCCUUGAUGCAGGCGCCAUGGUGAAAAUGGCUAAAGACUGGAAAACCGUGCCUGAGAGAUUCCACUGUGUGGGAGGCUCCGUGCAGGACCCUGAGAAAAUACCAUCCACUGGCAAGCUGGUGCUGACCCUCACGACUGAUGCAUGUGAAGGGAAGGAGAAUUUCGUCCGCUACCUUGAGCACGUCCAAGCUGUCAUCACAGUCAAUGCAACCAGAAGAGGAGACCUGAACAUCAACAUGACUUCCCCUAUGGGCACCAAGUCCAUUUUGCUAAGCAGACGUCCGAGGGAUGACGACUCCAAGGUGGGCUUUGACAAGUGGCCUUUCAUGACCACCCACACUUGGGGGGAAGAUGCCCGAGGAACCUGGACCCUGGAGCUGGGGUUUGUGGGCAGCGCACCCCAGAGGGGGGUGCUGAAGGAGUGGACUCUCAUGCUGCAUGGCACACAGAGUGCCCCGUACAUCGACCAGGUGGUGAGGGAUUACCAGUCCAAGCUGGCCAUGUCCAAAAAGCAAGAGCUAGAGGAAGAGCUGGACGAAGCUGUGGAGAGAAGCCUGAAAAGCAUCCUAAAUAAGAACUAGUGCUGCACUUCUGCCUCCACCACCUCCUUCCCUUCCCAUUCUCUGCCUCUAUCCUUGCUCCACAUUUCUGGCAGGCACCUAGCAAUUACUGUCACCCCACACAAGCAAUUCCAUCUUCUUGAACUGCAGCUUUGCUCACUAUCAAUGAUUAUUUUCAUUACAAUGAAAGCAACCUUUUUUUUUCUAUGACCCAAAUAUAAUGUUCCCACUAAC